Messenger RNA from Condylostylus longicornis, 2511 nucleotides. It is a transcript of the gene PIG-Z, whose product is annotated as GPI mannosyltransferase 4. The transcript is spliced from 3 exons. Gene Ontology annotation, cellular component: endoplasmic reticulum membrane. The coding region runs from base 342 to 2399 and encodes 685 amino acids. The record is from RefSeq and is a predicted model, not a curated record. Gene Ontology annotation, biological process: GPI anchor biosynthetic process. Gene Ontology annotation, molecular function: alpha-1,2-mannosyltransferase activity. NCBI's taxonomy places the organism in Eukaryota, Metazoa, Arthropoda, Insecta, Diptera, Dolichopodidae.
CAUAUUUUUGGCAACCUAUUGGCAGCAAAUGAAUAAAAGGAUGAAAAAUUUAUUCAUUUGUUAUUAAAAUUUUAGUAAAAAGAAAAUAAUAAAAUAAUAAAAAUUUUAUAAAAGUACUUACUCGCAAAAAUUAAAAUAAAUGCAUUUUAAAUUCAUCCAUUCCACAUACCUUCAAUGUUUACAAAAUAUUGAACAAUAAUAGAAAACAGCUGAUUCUGAAAAUGUCAUAAUAAUAGGGGAGAACUAUUUUAACAAAAAAAUAGAAAUUACAAAAAUGUUAUUCAAAUAAAAUCUAAAAGAAAUUAAAAAAAAAUACCGUUAAAACUUGAAAGAAUUUUAAAAUGAAGUUAUCCAAAUAUAUUGAAACAUUGAUUAUAAGAGCUAAACGAAAUGACAAACAUUUUUAUACUUAUAUAACAUUAGUAAUAAUUCGAAUUCUCUUAAUUUUUGUUCCUCAAACUGGAUAUAUUCAUCCCGAUGAGUUUUUUCAAUCUGUCGAAAUAAUGACUGGUGAACAGUUUGAAAUUGAGCACACAAGAACAUGGGAAUUCAAUAAUACAUUUCCAAUAAGAAGUAUGGUGGUUCCAUAUUUUUUAUUAAAAGUACCAUUAAAUUUUAUAGAUUUCUUAUCUACUUAUUCAAAAUAUUAUUUGGAAAUUGAUUUAAGGAGUAGCUAUAUGAUUUUGAUUUUCCCCAGAAUGAUAAUGUGCGCAAUAUCAUUCGUCAACGACUAUAGCAUUUACAAAAUUUGUGAAGCGUAUAGUUUACGAUAUGAAAUAAGAUUAUUGGCUUUAGGUAGUUCUUUUAUUAUGCUUACAUUUGCUACAAGAACUUUUUCAAAUACAAUAGAAAUGGCGAUAUGUUCUUUGAUAACUUAUUAUGUAGCUGAUUGUAUGAUACAUUCGAAUACUGUUAUAUACAAGAAAGAAUUCCUACAAGACCGGUAUAAAAAAGCAGAAUCCAUUAGUGAAAAAGUUAAAAUAUGGAAACUUAAGAGAACAUUACCAGCACAUAAUUAUAAUAAAUAUUUUUCUUUAUCUAUUUUAUGUGUAAUUGGUGUAUUCAACCGUCCAACAUUUUUAGUAUUCGGAGCGCCAAUGGUAUUUUUUUGGUUACUUCGAGGAAUGGGAACCAAAACAGUUAACUUUUUUGAUUUUAAUAUUAGAAUGUUAUUAUUUGUCAUCAGUUCAAUACCGACCAUAUGCUUUUGCAUCCUUGUUGAUUCUUUAUAUUAUAGAUAUCUUACAACUGGAGAAAUUCAUAUGCUACAAAUUACAAUAAAUAACUUCGUUGUAACACCAUUAAAUUUUCUCAAAUAUAAUCUUGACCCAGAGAAAACAGCAGAACAUGGUAUUCAUCCAAAAUAUUUACAUUUAUUAGUUAACAUACCAAUGUUGUAUAAUAUUCUUGGAAUAAUAGCUAUAUCUUCAUUUAUACAUUUAAUUUAUUCAUUUUUACGUGGUAUGUAUCAGGAUCUACCAAGAUCUCAAUCUAUAGUUGGAUUAAUGACUGCUGCAAUUUUUACUCCAGUUAUGGCUUUAUCGUUAAUAAAUCAUCAAGAGCCAAGAUUUUUAAUACCAAUUACAUUACCAAUAUUGCUUUUACAUUCACCAAAAUUAGUAACUGGAUUUUGUCAAACGUAUCCAUUCAAAAAUCAAAAUAAGAUUUUGUACUACAUUUUUAAUAAUUUUUUAAGUACGAGGGCAAGCGCGAAAUUUAUUUUAAAUAUAUGGUACAUUACAAACAUAUUUCUCACAAUAUUUUUUGGAUUCAUUCAUCAAGGUGGCGUUUAUCAACUUGCUCGAUAUUUUUCGAAUUCAAUGCACGCCAAACCAAGCACAAUGAAUAUACAUUUAAUUACAAGUAAUAUAUAUAUGAUGCCACUAUCAAUUGUUAAUAUUCCUAGUUCACAUCUUCUCCUAACAAAUUCUGAAACUGGAAAAAAAUAUCGCCGUAGCAAAGACUUUUAUUUAUACGAAUACGGAAGUUUGGAAAUUGAUAAAUUAUUGAAAAAAAUCAAAAUAAUUUUAGAUGUAAAUGAAAUGAAAUUUAUUAACAAAAAAAAGAUUUAUCGUAUGUAUUUGGCAGUACCUACAAGUUUAGCCGAAGACUUAAAUAUUGGAUUUCAGAAAUUUCCUGAUAUAAAAUAUGAACAAGUUAAAGUUUUUUAUCCACAUUUAUCAACUGAAGCAUUACCAAAAAUUUUUGGCCGACAUCCUUGUGAUUUACAUGUUGAUUUUGAUAAUUUACAAGGAACUUGCGAUAUUGAAAAUAAAAAUUAUUUUUCAUUUUCUUAUAUAUUAAAACAAUUUUCAUCAAUUGUACAUCAAUUUGGCUUAGCUUUAUAUAGAAUCGAAAUUGUUACAAAUUCAAAAGCAUCAACAUUACCCCAACAAUAAAAGCAACAAUUUAAUUAAAGAUAUUAUAAAUAAUUAAUUAAUAGAUUUUAAUUACAAAUUUUUAAUUCACUUUUUAUAAUUAAAUGCCAUUAAAUACCAUUCUAGUCUAAUA